Messenger RNA from Fukomys damarensis (Damara mole-rat), 4905 nucleotides. RefSeq names its product SUMO specific peptidase 7 (gene Senp7). Lineage: Eukaryota; Metazoa; Chordata; Mammalia; Rodentia; Bathyergidae. Gene Ontology annotation, cellular component: cytoplasm; nucleus. Bases 141 to 3278 code for a protein of 1045 amino acids. Gene Ontology annotation, molecular function: SUMO-specific endopeptidase activity. The record is from RefSeq and is a predicted model, not a curated record. The transcript has 26 exons. Gene Ontology annotation, biological process: protein desumoylation.
GCUGAAAAUCGGACACCCAGCUGGGCUUUCCUCGAGUGCCAGAGAUCUUGGAAAAAGAUACCACUAAAUAAUCGUUCGAGCUUGAGGGGGUCUUGAGGUGACAGCGCCGACAACUGCGAUUCCAGCAGGAGGAGGAAAAGAUGGACAGGAGAAAGCUUGGGCGACGGCGAUCUUCAUCCGAGAUUGCUACGGAAGGAAAAAGGCAAAAGUCUUCAUCUUCUGAUUUACAUGAGUUUCAGAUAAGAAAGAUGUUAAAUGUAAAGCCAGAGGAUGUUCAUGUUCAGUUACCACUGUCCAAAUUCGGAAGCUCAGAACACUGGGAUAUCCCUUUGCAGGGGUGGAAAAGAAGCCUAAGAAAUAAAGUCAUCUGUUUAGACCAUAAAAAUAAAAAAAGUAUCCAUGGGCGUUCUGUCACUUCUAAGUCAUCAUCAGAAAGGCAACUCAAAGUUAUGUUGACGAAUGUCCUAUGGACCGAUUUAGGACGAAAAUUCAGAAACACCCUUCCUAGAAACCAUCCUAAUUUAUGUGACGCCAACAAGGUGCAAUCAGACUCAUUGCCUUCGACUUCUGUUGACAGCAUAGAGACAUGUCAAAAAUUAGAACUUCUUCACCAAAGCCUUAAAUUAUCUGAAAGGAUCCCCAGAGUUAUAUUGACGAAUGUCCUGGGAACGGAGUUAGGAAGAAAAUAUAUAAAGACCCCACCUGUAACUGAGGCCAGUUUGAAUGACACAGACAACUUGCAAUCAGAGCAACUUUCUUCAUCAUCUGAUGGCAGCCUAGAAUCUUGUCAAAAUCUAAAUCCUCACAAGAGCUGUUUUCUAUCUGAAAGGGAUUCACAACCAAGUAAGACAGUAGAUAACACAUCUUCAAAGCAGGCUUUACGCACUAAAGAAAAGCGAAGAGAUGAUGACAUUUCUCUUAAACUAUCUGAUACUCAGCCUAAAGACCUGAACAAUGGAAGUAGAGAUUGUGAUAAUCUUGAAGAGGGGAGCAGAAACAUGGAUGUUACAUAUUCUGACUCAAAAAUGGAACCCACUCUGAUUUCCAGGAAGACAAAGAAAAGGCUUAGAAGUAAUUUACCUGAUUCUAGUAAUUCUACUUCUUUGGGUGAAUCAACAAGACAAACAAAAGAACAGGAAAAUGAGUCAACAGUUUCCACCAAGUUUGAAAAGUCAAGUAAAAACUAUCAUCAGGACCCAGCAUGGCUUGAAGAAAUUACAUCUAAACCUAUAGAAAGUAAUUUUACUAAAUUGUCCUCAAUUGAUAGUCAGGAGUUGGGUUUGAGUGCUGCCUCCAAAAGUGUCUCUGCUUAUUCAACCACUGAAACUUUGGGGAGCUCUACUUCCAGUGAUACAGUGGAGAUUUCUUCUCUGAUUGAGAAGGAUGAGAAUAAUUUGAAUACAAUAGAAAAGCCUCUCCUAAGUGGACACAAUGAAGGAAGCCAAUCGUUGAUCUCAGCUGAACCAAUUGUUGUUUCCAGUGAUGAAGAAGGACCCAUUGAACAGGAAAGUUCAGGAAUUCUUAAAUUACAACCUAAACACAACUAUGAGAUCACUGAUGAAAAUGAAAAUACUUCUGAAUCACCCCUGUCAGAACUACCCCUGGUUACCUGUAAUUCUGGACAGACAUCAUCUGAAUUAUGUCCAUAUAAUCCUGUUAUGGAAAACAUUUCCUGUAUUGUACCUAAUAAUGAGGUGGAUCUGCAUCUGGAUUUUAUAUUUACUUCUGUGUACAUUGGUAAAAUAAAAGGAACUUCUAAAGGUUCUAUAACAUUCACAACAAAGUAUGUUAAAAUCCCAUUUCAAGUGUCCCUGAAUGAGGUUUCAUUGCUAGUGGAUACCACAUAUUUAAAGAGGUUUGGGUUAUGGAAAAGUAAGGAUGAUGAUCACAGUAAAAGGAGUCAUGCUAUUCUUUUCCUCUGGGUCUCUUCAAAUUAUCUUCAAGAGAUUCAGACCCAAUUAGAAAACUCUAUUUUAAGCCAGCAAUCAAAAUCCAGUGAAUUCAUUUUCCUUGAGCUAAACAAUCCCAUUUCACAAAGGGAUGAAUUGAGAUUGAAAGAUAUUAUGUUGGAAAUAAGUACAACCAAUGGAGAAUUAGAACUUUCUUAUCCAUUGUCUUGGGUUCAGGCAUUUCCUUUGUUUCAGAAUCUUUCUUCAAAAGAAAGUUCUUUUAUUCAUUAUUACUGUGCUUCAGCUUGUUCUUUCCCUGCUGCUACUGAAGAAAUGAAGAUGCAUUCAGUAUCUCAGCCCUCAGAUACAGAUACAGCCAAACCUACUUACACUUUCCUGCAGAAGCAAAGCAGUGGUUGCUACUCACUUUCUAUUACAUCAAAUCCAGAUGAAGAAUGGCGAGAAGUCAAGCACACCGGACCUGUUCAGAAAUUGAUUGUAUAUCCUCCACCACCUACUAAAGGAGGACUAGGAGUAACUAAUGAAGAUCUGGAAUGUUUAGAAGAAGGAGAGUUUCUUAAUGAUGUAAUCAUUGAUUUUUACCUCAAGUAUCUUAUAUUGGAGAAGGCAUCAGAUGAACUUGUUGAACGAAGUCACAUUUUUAGUAGCUUUUUCUAUAAAUGCUUGACAAGAAAGGAGAAUAAUUUAACAGAAGAUAAUCCAGAUCUUUCAAUGGCUCAAAGAAGACAUAAAAGAGUAAGAACAUGGACUCGUCACAUAAACAUUUUUAAUAAGGAUUACAUCUUUGUGCCUGUAAAUGAGUCAUCUCACUGGUAUCUUGCAGUAAUUUGUUUUCCAUGGUUAGAAGAAGCUGUGUAUGAAGAUUUCCCACAAACUAUAUCUGAGCAAUCUCAACAAAACAUCAAAACAAUAGACCAUGAUCUACAAACUACUUCAACACUGUCCUCAAAUACAGAGGAUUCUCAAAGUACCAAGAUGAGUAUGUCAUUUGCAAAGAAAAUGUGUAAAAGGCCAUGCAUUCUCAUACUAGACUCCUUGAAAGCUGCUUCUGUACAAAAUACAGUUCAGAAUUUACGAGAGUACUUAGAGGUAGAAUGGGAAGUUAAGCGAAAAACUCACCGUGAAUUCAGCAAAACAAACAUGGUUGACCUAUGCCCUAAAGUUCCUAAACAGGAUAACAGCAGUGAUUGUGGAGUAUAUUUACUGCAAUAUGUGGAAAGCUUCUUUAAGGAUCCUAUUGUUAACUUUGAACUUCCAAUUCACUUGGAAAAAUGGUUUCCUCGUCAUGUAAUAAAGACCAAACGGGAAGAUAUUCGAGAGCUCAUUUUGAAACUUCAUUUACAGCAACAGAAGGGCAGCAGUAGCUAGUUAAUCUCUACAAACAUGACACAUAAUGUUCUUUAAGAUUACUGGAAAGCCGCUUACUGGCAUUUGUGUUAGACAGUUCACUGAAAAGAAAAUGACUUCCAGUAGUUUUAUAAGUCAUUGAAUAGUUAUUUAAAACAUAUAAAAUUAAAACAUAUAAGAUAUGUUAUUAGAAUUGUCGGACUCUCAUAGAUGAGUGGGGAUGGGGAUGAUAUAGCUAAAACUUAUUAGAAAUUAAAAUUUCAUAAAUAUUUGAUAUUUUUCUGAGUAAAUAUGCUUGGAUUAUGCAAUAGCAUAUGUAAUGUGGGAAUGCUUUUGUAGAUAAAACUAUGUGAUCUUUACUUCCACAUGACUGGGUGUUGAUGGGAGUUAAGACCUCCCUGGUGCCAGCCCCAGUGCUUGUCAAAUUUAUUGACGAGUCACAUCAAUAUUGUAAUUCUAUUCUUUGCAGCUCAAGCAUGCAGUAUGAAUACUGUGUAUUUUUUAAAGAGAAAUUUAGAAUCAAGGCUUCAGAAAAUGCCAUUUACGGCAUUCCUUCUGUAUAGUUUAACAAGGCAUUCAUAAUCUUAGGAAAAUGGUAAGAAUUCACUUUCAAAGUGCAGCUUAUUCUCAACUGCUAAAUUAAAUUACUUUGCUUUAAAUUUUGUUUCAUUUCUUUCUGAUGUCACAUGUGGGGAUCUAAGAAUUUAGUUCAUUUGUUCAGGGUAAAAUUUGGAACAAAAACUAUCUGUCUGAAAUAAGUUUUAAAAAUCAUAUAUGUAGUUAAAUUUAGUUUAUUUGAGGUAUUGCUGUAUAAAUAUUCACUCACACAUUAUCCCAGAACAUAUGUACACAGUUUCUGUAAGUAUAGAUGUCCUCAUAACUUUAACAAAGAAUACUCCCAAAGUUCUAUUUAUUAAUUAUUAGUACAAAAUAUAUAAUUUUAUAACUCAGUUUACCCAGUAUUCAUCUGCAAAGCCAGAUUGUUCUCAUUUCUUUUAUAUUUUUAAAUUGUAGCUUUUAGAGUCCUGUGAUCCUCUAUGGAUCUUAAACCUAUGGCGCUUAAUAUUUUAUUAAAUAUUCAGGUAAAAGUUCUACUGAAUUCAUGUGAUCAUGGUGGUAUUGUAUAUGAUUAAAAACUUUAGAAACUUCUGAUAUCAGGAAUAUUUUGAGGGAGACAUGAUCAUAUUGUAUUUUCUCAGAUAAUGUUUUUAAGAAUAUUACUUUAAUGUGUUUUAAACAUCUCUUAGAUUUCCAUUGUAACUGUAUGUAAAGCAGUGAAGUAAAACCAAUUUAAGAUGAAGUUAAAUGUUUGAACAUUUGAUUCAGAAUCAUCUGAAUUGAGGUUGUCACUUAAGCCUCAGUGUCCUUAGUUUUUGUUAAUCUUGUCACCAUCUUUAUAUUAUUACAGAUAUUUCUGUUUUGGGGAUUUCAUACAAAGGUGGUUAUAACUGCAUAUUUCAUUCCCAGUUCGUGUGUGUGUUGGGAUGGGGAGACUUUUGUAGGUAACUAUUAAGUUUUUUGUACAUGUUACUUUGGGGAAGCAAGUAUGUAAAGCAUCUUGUGAUUUCUUAACUUUUUGUUUGUAUGUUUUUCAAAGCUACCACUGUCCUUUAUUAUGUUUUGGAGAUUGUUUAAAAUUCAUUUUCCU